AUGCGGUAUCUAGGCGGCUGGUGGAACUGGAUCUUCGGGCACCUGCCGCCUGGCUGGCUCAAUGGCAGUGGGAAGCCUGGAGCUCCCCUCCUCGGCUUCCCUUCUGGACCUCAUCACAUGGGACUCAGUCACGCGGCCUUGCAGGAGGCGGGGAUCAUGUCUGCCCUUGGGGGGGCCUGGGCACUAACAUGCAUGUGCACACGCUGGAGCGUGCAAAGCCCCUGCACAGUCACGAGCUCUCCUAACUUCCGACGCCCCGUCAAGCCCCCCGCGCGGCGCACUCUGCGGCUGCGCAUUCCGGGCUCUCGGCCCCGGGGAAGCUCCGGCCGCGCGACCUGCGCUGCCGCUUCCCGCCCAAACCGUUUACCAAUCAGACCUUGCCGGAGCAUUAAAGUGGCCAAUCGCGAGCAGGGAUCCCGGGCUCUGGGGCCCGCCCCGAAGUGUCGGAGCCAAUGGCAGCCGCGCGGGCAGCCAGCCAAUCAGGGCGCGGCGUGCAGCGUGCGGCUGAGGGGAGGCGGCGACCGCCAUGGUGAGUCCUGCCGCGGGGUCCCGGGGGUGUUCGGGGGCGCCGGGGCCCGGAGGGCGUCCAGAGCGGCCAUGGGGAGCUCCGGGGAGUGUGGGGAGCCCCGGGGAGCGUGGGGGCCGGGACCGGGCGCAGGGCACCCUCCGCAAGAGGCAGCGCGCAGUGCGCACCAUUGCACCCUGGUUUCCAUUGCACGGGGAGCCCUGGCGCCCGUGCCGGCGCGUGUGGACAUGUGGGUUAUUGUUCCCCGCGCGGGGCUGCACCCGGGUUGCUCCACCAGGGUGUGCCUCCCAGAGAGACACUCGGCCAAGCCAGAUUGGGGGGCGGGGGGUGGGCAUCCCGCACAGAUGGGGUACUGCCUCACCCAGCUCUGUGAUGGGCUUCGCCUGCUCGCUCACUGGAGUCUCAACCCAGGGCUCCAGGUGGAUCUGGCGGCUGAUGGUGGCCUCCGAGUCCUGGUCUUCAUCCUGGUGCACCUGCGGGGCUGUGGUUUCCGGCGCGAAUGCAUCUCCAUCCAUGUGGGGCAGGCGAGGGUGCAGAUCAGCAGUGCCUGCUGGGAGCUCUACUGCCUCGAGCACGGCAUCCAGCCUGACGGGCAGAGGCCCAGUGACAAGACCAUCGGCGGCGGGGACGACUUGCUCAACACCUUCAGUGAGACGGGUGCCGGCAAGCACAUCCCCAGGGCCGUCUUCGUGGACUUGGAGCCCACUGUGGUGGACGAAGUGCGCACGGGGACCUACAGGCAGCUCUUCCACCCGGAGCCGCUGAUCACCGGGAAGGUGGAUGCAGCCAACAACUACACCCGGUGCCACUACACCAUCGGCAAGGAGAUCGUGGACCUGGUCCUGGACUGGAUCCGCAAGCUGGCGGACCUGUGGACCGGCCUGCAGGGCUUCCUCAUCUUCCACAGCUACAGGGGCGGCACGGGCUCCGGCUUCGCCUCCCUGCUCAUGGAGCGGCUCUCGGUGGACUACGGCAAGAAGUCCAAGCUGGAGUUCUCCAUCUACCCGGCGCCCCAGGUCUCCACGGCCGUGGUGGAGCCCUACAACUCCAUACUGACCCCCCACAUCACCCUGGAGCACUUGGACUGCGCCUUCAUGGUGGACAACGAGGCCAUCUACGACAUCUGCCACCGCAACCUGGACAUCGAGUGGCCCACCUACACCAACCUCAACAGCCUCAUCAGGCAGAUCGUGUCGUCCAUCACGGCCUCCCUGCGCUUCGACGGGGCCCUCAACGUGGACCUGACCGAGUUCCAGACCAACCUGGUGCCCUACCCACGCAUCCACUUCCCCCUGGCCACCUACGCGCCGGUCAUCUCCGCCGAGAAGGCCUCCCACGAGCAGCUGUCCGUGGCCGAGAUCACCAACUCCUGCUUCGAGCCGGCCAACCAGAUGGUCAAGUGCGACCCGCGCCACGGCAAGUACAUGGCCUGCUGCAUGCUGUACCGGGGGGACGUGGUCCCCAAGGAUGUCAAUGCGACCAUCGCCACCAUCAAGACCAAGCGCACCAUCCAGUCCAUGGACUGGUGCCUGACUGGGUUCAAGGUGGGCAUCAACUACCCGCCGCCCACCGUGGUGCCCGGGGGUGACCUGGCCAAGGUGCAGCGGGCCGUGUGCAUGCUGAGCAACACCACGGCCAUCGCCGAGGCCUGGGCGCGCCUCGACCACAAGUUCGACCUCGUGUCCGCCGAGCGCGCCUUCGUGCACUGGUACGUGGGCGAGGGCAUGGAGGAGGAGUUCUCGGGGGCCCGCGAGGACCUGGCGGCCCUGGAGAAGGACUACGAGGAGGUGGGCGUGGACGCGGUGGAGGCUGAGGGGGAUGGAGAGGACGGGCUGGAGACAGCCACUCACUGGUGGGCAUCCCCUGGCGUGGAGACCUGGAGCCUGCUCAAGCUCUGUGGGAUCCGCUUCGAUGUCCUGGUCACUGGGCGGGCUGGGAAGUUUGGGCUCAUCCCCACGGCCAUCACCCUGGGCACUGGAGCCGCGUGGCUGGGCGUGGUGAGUGCCCCCUGGGAGCCCUGA
Molecule: messenger RNA, 2547 nt
Organism: Choloepus didactylus (southern two-toed sloth)
Lineage: Eukaryota; Metazoa; Chordata; Mammalia; Pilosa; Megalonychidae
Product: tubulin alpha-3 chain-like
Exons: 13
Coding region: 1-2547 (848 amino acids)
Biological process (GO): microtubule cytoskeleton organization; mitotic cell cycle
Cellular component (GO): microtubule; cytoplasm
Molecular function (GO): structural constituent of cytoskeleton; GTP binding
Source: RefSeq, a predicted model, not a curated record